Messenger RNA from Triticum turgidum subsp. durum (durum wheat), 1338 nucleotides. The record is from the annotation of a GenBank genome assembly. Lineage: Eukaryota; Viridiplantae; Streptophyta; Magnoliopsida; Poales; Poaceae.
AUGGUGCCGUCCCGGAUCCGCUUCGCCCGCCAAAUCCCCCUCCCCUGCUGCUCUGACACCGAAGAGGAGGAGGAGGAGGAGGAGGAGGAGGAAGAGGAGGAGGAGGUGGGGGAGGAAGAGGUGCCGGUCGCGUCGCCGCUGAUACUGCCGGCGUCGAGGGGAGGGGUCUCCGUGGUGGAUAUGGUCGCGGCGGCGCUGCGGAGGUCGCUGCUGCUGUGCAGCAGCGUGCGCGCCGAGGAAGGCACCGGCACUGCGGCUGCGGGGAUGCAGAUAGGGCAGCCCACGGAGGUGCGCCACGUCUCGCACGUCACCUUCGACCGCUUCGUCGGCUUCCUCGGCCUCCCUGCCGACCUCGAGCCCGAGGUGCCGCGCCCCGCGCCCAGCGCCAGUGUAAGUGUAUUUGGAGUUUCACCAACGUCCAUGCAAUGCUCGUUUGAUAAAAGAGGAAACAGUGUACCAACAAUACUAUUGACCAUGCAAAGGAAGCUAUAUUUACUUGGGGGCCUUCAGGCUGAAGGGGUCUUCAGAAUAAAUGCUGACAAUAGACAGGAACAGCAUGUCAGGGAGCAACUAAACAGAGGUGUUGUUCCAGAUGGAGUUGACUUGCAUUAUCUUGCAGGCCUUAUAAAGGCAUGGUUCCGAGAACUUCCAAGUGGAGUAUUAGACUCAUUGACUCCAGAACAAGUGAUGCAUUGCAACACUGAAGAAGAGUGUUCUCGUAUUGCGAGUAUUGUACCUCCAGUGGAAGCAGCAUUACUGGAUUGGGCCAUUAAUCUGAUGGCAGAUGUUAUGGCCGAUCCCUUAACUGCUUUGAUACAUGCAGUUCAAGUGAUGAAUUUUUUGAAGACAUUGAUACUGAAGACUGUCAAAGAAAGGGAGGAGGCAGCUGCCGCAACAAGGGGAUUCACCUCCAGCUCUGGUUCCCCGAGUGACAAAGAUGCGCCUCAGGCAUUAAAUCUUUUGGACAACCCCUUAAAUUGCUCAAGUCGGGAAAAUGUCGAACGCCCCAUGAUUAGUGGGGCUACUCUCGACCACUUUCUCUUUAGCAUGGAACAAGCGCUUCACCAAGAUGCGCAAGCCAGUGUCGGAGAACCCAAGAAGUGUGACACCGGUACAGCACAUGACAAAUACAAUGACGAAUUUUCUCCUGUGGACAGUGAUUUUAGUAAUAGCCAAGAUGACAGCAGUUCUGGAAACAAAUUCAGUAACGACAGUGUGGAAGGUUUGUUUGACAGAUUCAAAUUUAGGAAAGGGGUAGGCAGAAUCUGCAGACACCCAGUGUUUCAGUUGAGUAGGUCCAUGAAGAAGUCUGAUGAAGCAGGACAGGCUUGUGCAUGA